Molecule: messenger RNA, 1289 nt
Organism: Leptosomus discolor (cuckoo roller)
Lineage: Eukaryota; Metazoa; Chordata; Aves; Leptosomiformes; Leptosomidae
Source: RefSeq, a predicted model, not a curated record
AGGACAUAACUAUUACACCUACUGAUGCCCGCUGGGUAGGCGCAUGGUGGCUGGGCAUUUUGGUUUGUGCAACACUGAAUCUUCUUGCUGGAAUACCUUUUUGGUUUUUUCCCAAGUCACUUGUGAAAGAAGGAGAAACCAAUGAAACUGAGGAGAUGAAUAAAAGAAGUGUAGUGUCAUUGCAAGAAAAGGAUAGAAAUGAAGCCAAACAGACCAUGUAUGAAAUUGCUAAAGAUUUCAUCCCGUUCCUCAAGGCUCUGUUUCACAACUCAGUUUAUAUGUUAUUUAUAUGCAUAACUGUGUUACAGUUCAGUGCCUUCAAUGGCAUGGUAUCCUUCAUGCCCAAAUAUCUGGAACAGCAGUUUGGAAAAUCUGCAUCAGAUGCCAUCUUUUUAAUUGGUGUUUACAACUUACCAAUUAUAUGCGUUGGGUAUUUUUUUGGAGGCCUAUUGAUGAAGAAAUUCAAGAUAAAUAUCUAUCAGGCUGCGAACAUAGCAUUUUGGAUAUCUUUACUGGACUACCUUCUCUACUUUUCUGCCUUUUGGACUGUCUGUGAUACUUCACCAGUAGCUGGCCUAACAGUUUCAUAUGAAGGAGUAAAGCAAGUUUCAUACACAGAAAAUACUCUGCUUGCUGUCUGCAACAGUGAUUGUGAUUGCCCACUUAAAAUAUGGGACCCUGUUUGUGGGGACAAUGGAAUCACUUAUGUGUCACCUUGUCUUGCUGGGUGUAAAGCCUCAAGAGGAACUGGAAAAAGUAUGGUAUUUGAAAACUGCACCUGUGUUGCAGCCUCAGGGUUUUCAUCUCAAAAUGUCUCUGCAAUUCUGGGCCAGUGUGGUGGAGAAGAAAACUGUGACAAGAUGCUUCGUUAUUUUUUAAUACUGACAUUAGUUUGCAGCUUCAUUUUUUCAUUAGCAGCCAUGCCUGGGUACAUGGUCUUAAUAAGGUCUCUAAAGCCUGAAGAAAAGUCAUUUGGAGUGGGUAUCCAUGGACUAGCUUCAAGAGUACUUGCUGGAAUUCCAUCUCCCAUUUAUUUUGGAGCUUUGAUAGAUAACACUUGCUUGAAGUGGGGUACUAUGACUUGUGGUGGAGAAGGAGCAUGUAGGAUGUAUGACAUUGUCACAUACAGGUGGCUUUAUUUUGGCCUGCCAGCAGCAUUACGUGGACUGUCCUAUAUCCCAAGUGCACUAAUUCUCCUCAUUUUAAAGAAGAAACUUAAAGCGGAAAGUCAAGUCUUAUUAAAUGCACCAGUAGAAAUGCAGGAUAAAGAACAAGAAGCAUUGAAUUAG